AUGGUCAGUUACAGAGUGGCUAAAAACAACAAACCCCACACUAUUGUGGAGGACCUCAUUCUCCCUGCUGCUUUAGAUAUGGUAGGGACAAUGUUGGGGGAAAAGGCAAAAAAGACGAUACAGUCCAUUCCAUCAUCAAACAAUACUGUCUCACGGCGCAUCAAUGCAAUGUCAGAAAAUGUUUUACAGCAGCUACUUCUGCGCAUACGCCACAGUGAAUGUUAUGCAAUACAGCUAGAUGAGUCCACGGAUGUGGCUGGCCUGGCGCAUCUUCUCGUAUAUGUGCGCUACAUUCAUGAAGGAACCAUCAAGGAGGACAUGCUGUUCUGUAAACCACUGGAACAAAGGACAACUGCCGCAGAUAUUUUUCAAAAGCUGGACACAUUCAUGAACACACAUGGACUCGUGUGGGACAGAUGUGUUGGCAUCUGUACUGAUGGCGCACGGGCCAUGACUGGGAGACACGGAGGUGUGGUUUCGCGUGUGCAAGCAGUCGCGCCAGAUGCCUCCUGGGUACACUGCAGCAUCCACCGAGAGGCUCUUGCUGCAAAGGGAAUACCUGUCCGUUUGAAACAUGUUUUGGACACGAGUGUAAAAAUGGUUAACUUUGUGAAAGCCAGGCCGCUGAACUCCCGCUUAUUUGCUGCGUUGUGCAAUGAGAUGGGCAGCGAGCAUGAGACAUUAUUACUCCACACAGAGGUUCGCUGGCUAUCUAGAGGGAAAGUGCUGACCCGUUUCUUUGAGUUGAGGGAUGAACUUAAAGUUUUCUUCAGUAACCAUCCCUUUGAGCUGUCUGAACAUUUGCAUGAUGAAGAGUACCUUACCUGCCUGGCUUAUCUGUGUGAUAUAUUUUCUCGUCUGAACGAGCUCAAUCUCGGAUUACAAGGCGUUUCUGCAACUAUAUUCAAUGUUCAAGAUAAAGUUGAGGCCAUGAUAAAGAAGUUAAACCUUUGGAAGAACUGCUUGGAUACAAACAACACUGAAGUCUUUCCUGUGCUGCAUGAUUUUCUGUGCUCUAAUGAUCUCACACUAUCUAAAAGUGUAAAGCGCGAAUGUAACGUGCACCUUGAGGAGCUGGCGGUGCAGUUACGCCGAUACUUCCCAGAGACGGACGGCUCAAAUGAUUGGAUACGUCACCCGUUCACCGCUGUGCCUACUUCGUUAUCACCGUCUGACCAGGAGAGCCUAAUUGAAAUUGCCACAGAUGGAUCUCUAAAAGUUGAACACGCUCAAAAGAACCUGGCGGAUUUCUGGAUAGGGCUGCGCACUGAACAGCCCGCGCUGGCUAAGCGCGCUGUCAAGACUCUGAUGCCUUUCGCCACCACAUACUUAUGCGAAAGGGGAUUUUCUGCUUUAACAAACAUGAAAACAAAAUACAGAGCAAGACUUUGUGUGGAAAACGAUUUAAGACUCAGCCUUUCCCAAAUUGAGCCAAACAUUGAAGAGCUGUGUGCCUCUGCUCAAGCACAUCCAUCACAUUAA
Messenger RNA from Haplochromis burtoni (Burton's mouthbrooder), 1482 nucleotides. Its product is annotated as zinc finger BED domain-containing protein 5-like. Lineage: Eukaryota; Metazoa; Chordata; Actinopteri; Cichliformes; Cichlidae. Bases 1 to 1482 code for a protein of 493 amino acids. The transcript has a single exon. The record is from RefSeq and is a predicted model, not a curated record.